Dothidotthia symphoricarpi CBS 119687 is the source of this 704-nucleotide messenger RNA. RefSeq lists its product as uncharacterized. The transcript has a single exon. Lineage: Eukaryota; Fungi; Ascomycota; Dothideomycetes; Pleosporales; Dothidotthiaceae. The record is from RefSeq and is a predicted model, not a curated record. Bases 98 to 538 code for a protein of 146 amino acids.
GAAUUAUUGCCGCGGAAAAAUUUCCAAGCUCUGCCUGUUCGUUGGCCAUGGUUGAUAGGAGUCGGUGUUCGCGCGUCAUCGGGAUUCGCGGCUCUUUAUGCUGAAUCAGCUGCUGGUCAUGAAAUUGCGUCCACCACAUGCUUCGAUCAGCCUCAAUGGGUGGAAAGGCGAAUCUGACGAAUCACCACCAUGGUUGUGUACUUUGCCGAAUCCUUCCGCAGAUUCGAUACGAGUUGUGUCGGUCAAGGUUCCAUGGAAUUGUUCUACAACACCAAAAUACUUCGACAACCUUCGAAGCCGUGUAGAAUUGGUCAACUGCCGCUCGAUUAGAAUGCUAAUAUCACAAGGAUCACAAGCACUGCAGCCGGGAACAGAUGCAGAAACGUCAUCAAUACUCAUUCGAGAGCGGCUACAUUGUAGUUAUGUGCCGCGAUAUGGUUUAUUUCACAAAUUUCGACUGGCACCAAAGUACAUGCAAAGCACAGUUCAACCACAGCAGACCCAGUGCUACAAGAACACCGCCUUGAUCUACACAUAAAAACUAUCCCAGUGGAAGCUAGGUGUGUAGUGCAAUUCUCCACACCACGCUCCUGAUGAACGAGUUAGAGAAGACAGCAGGCCUGUACAAGAAAUUUGCAUCCAUCUCACCUAACCCGGGGGCGUGUAGUGUACUUUGCGAAACACUGAUAUGCUAGACACACGCC